Populus euphratica (Euphrates poplar) is the source of this 1953-nucleotide messenger RNA. Its product is annotated as disco-interacting protein 2 homolog A-like. The record is from RefSeq and is a predicted model, not a curated record. Lineage: Eukaryota; Viridiplantae; Streptophyta; Magnoliopsida; Malpighiales; Salicaceae. The transcript has a single exon. The coding region runs from base 1 to 1953 and encodes 650 amino acids. Gene Ontology annotation, biological process: lipid biosynthetic process.
AUGAACUACGAGAAUUAUGACCCUUCUUUCCCUGAUCAACCUGUGGUCGAUCUCUACCUCCCAGUAUGGGCUAACCUACCAUCCUUUCGGUCCAAGCCAGCCUUCAUUUGGGCUGAAGAUGGCUCAAAUGGUGCAACCAAGAAUUCAAGCAUCACUUAUGCUCAGCUCAAUGAAUCAGUUCACUCAAUUUCUACCCAGUUACUUACUCAAUUGCAAAGAGGUGACGCUGUCGUGAUUUUAUGCUCACCUGGGUUAGAGCUUGUUGAGAUCAUCUUUGGGUGCCAAAGAGCUGGCCUUUUGUCCAUCCCUGUGUUCCCACCAGACCCUUCUUUCACUAAAGAAAACUAUCACCAUCUUGUUAGAGUUCUGUCCCAGACAAAGCCCAAAGCUGCCAUAGCGCACCAUGAUUACAUUGCCAGAGUUCAACACUACAUCUCCCUGUCCUCUGACAAUCAUAAGCUUGCAGAGAUGUUGCAAAAGCUCACCUGGAUCUCCACUUCUGAUAUCAAAGACAAGAAAGUGAGUUCAAAUAUGGGCUCAUUGCCUUAUAAUGGCUGCAGACCAAAUGAAUUGUACUUAAUCCAAUACACUUCAGGUGCUACAGGGAUUCCAAAACCUGUGCUGGUAACAGCAGGAGCAGCUGCUCACAAUGUGAGAGUAGCCAGGAAAGCCUACGAUCUCUAUCCGAACAGUGUUAUUGUCUCUUGGUUGCCUCAGUACCAUGACUGUGGCCUGCAGUUUUUGUUAUUGACUAUCAUAUCUGGUGCAACGAGUGUGCUAACAUCACCUGGCGCCUUUGUGAACCGGCCUGGGCUAUGGCUUGAGCUGAUUUCAAAGUUCCAAGCCACUUGCACUCCAGUUCCAUCAUUCUCAUUACCACUUGUUAUAAAGCGUGGUGGGGUUGAUAAAGGAACUCAGCCUGUAAGUUUAUGGAGUUUGAAAAACUUAAUCAUCAUCAAUGAGCCUAUUUACAAAGCAUCGGUUGACAGGUUCGUCGAAAUGUUUAAGCCUUUUGGGCUAAACCCAUCAUGCAUUUCUCCAUCUUAUGGCUUGGCAGAAAACGGCACCUUUGUUUCAACAGCAUGGAGAGGCAACUGCAGCAAUGCUGCUAGCUUUCCACACAUCCCAUCACACAACAAGCUCUUGCCAUGUGCAAGGCUUGCUUCUCAAAGUGAAGAAGAAGAGGACAUGGACAUUAUAGUUGUAGACGAAGAAACUUGCGAACUUGUUGUGGAUGGAACGGAAGGUGAGAUUUGGGUCUCAUCUCCAAGCAACUGCUCAGGUUACCUUGGCCACCCAUCUUUAACUCGAGAGAUAUUUCAAGCAAGACCAAGGAACAAGGUGAGCCGGUGCUUUGUCCGCACAGGCGAUAGAGGAAUCAUCAAAGGAGAAGAAAGGUUUCUCUACGUGACCGGUCGGUGUUCAGAUGUUAUCAAACUCCCAAACAAUCAAGAAAUACACCCUCAUUUCAUAGAGACAGCUGCUCAGAAUAGUUGUCAAAAGUUUCUCAGAGGAGGUUGCCUUGCUGCAUUUGAGAUGUCAAGCACUAUUGUUCUUGUUGCAGAGAUUCAAAGACACGGAAAGGAUGUUAAGGUAUUGAAACAAAUCUGUGAGUGGGCCAAGAAAGCUGUUCUGAAGGAAGAGAAUGUUGAAAUUGGCUUGAUGGUUCUAGUUAAGAGCGGAAGUGUUCCGAAAACAACUUCAGGGAAGAUUCAAAGAUGGGCUGCCAAGGAUAUGCUGAUGAGAGGCAAAAUGAGUGUGGUAAUGGAGACGCAGUUCGAGGACAGCAAUGCAAGAUUCUUGACAUCGUACGAGGCAAUAGGUAAAGCAAAUAAAGAGAUCAGAUGUCAAGGGGGAAACAGAACAAGUACUGUUGCUGAAGAUAGAGAUCUAGAAAUCUCCCUAGCAUUUUCAAGCACUCGAAGGCGUCCCCCAUUGCGUUCUCUUCUGUGA